AUUAAUUAAUUAUCACUCUGAUUAAUAUUCAUGAGUCGAGCCUUCAUCAUAGUAAUAUUCUAAUUAGACCGUCUGUUUUUCUACCAAUCAUUUUGGCCCUUUCUCGUUCCGCAAUAAUUUCGCGUGCCAGAAAGUGGCAGAGACUACAGAAUAAAAUAAUUUUGGCUUUUGAUCCUAAAUUUUGAUCUGUUCCCCAAAACAUUCGCUUAUCAAGUGCUCAUAAAUAUCCAUAAACCCUGAGGAGACUACAGUCUGUAUCUGAGUUUGGCAUCAAAUCUCAUGUUAUUUGAUUAGCCAUAAUCGAAUCAAGUAAAGCUUAAAACAAAGAAACGUGAACUUUGCCUCUCGUGGGCCUUGUGACAAUAAAAAAAUAUAUAUAUAUAUAAAAAAAGUAAUUAUAAUGAGGAUAUUUUAUGCUCCUCUGCAUGGACUGUAAAUUUAUCAUCCUGACAGCUUUUUUUUUUAAGAAUAUGUAAACAAACUUGUUGAUUGUUUCAAACUCUAACAUGGGAUGCGAUGUCCUUCCCACGGUCUGUUUCAUCCAGGGUCAGAUCCCUGAGGGAUUCCGCCACUCCAGAGAACAGCCAUCCAAACAUGACACAGUUCAAAUUAAUGACACAUUCAUCUGAAUGAUGAGAUAGAUAGAUAGAUAGAUAGAUAGAUAGAUAGAUAGAUAGAUAGAUAGAUAGAUAGAUAGAUAGAUAGAUAGAUAGAUAGUCACAGAGGAGCGCGUGAAGAGAGGCGCGCGCUCUCUGGAGGGAGGCUGUCGCCCGCGCGCUUUUUUAAGAAUCGCGUGAAGAGCGCGCGCUACAGUGAUGUUUCCUCACGCGGACCCGCUUCACCUGUAGACUGUCACGGGACUUCUGUUUGUCUGAGGUUAAACUCUGAUCCACAAUCUAUUGGAGGAAUUCAGUGCUGGAAACACAAGCGCCCAUCAUGAACAAUGAAGAGUUCCCUUCUGUACCAAUCAAAGACAAGCAACAGAACAUCGUUAGUGCUAUUUGUUAUGAUCCUCAAGAUUCUGUACUCCUGAAGUCUCUCACUCCCGAGGAGAACACUCAAUGCCGGCAGGGUCUGUACUUCCAGGACGGCAGGAGGCGAGUGGACUACAUCCUCACCUACCACAUCAAGAAGAGCAGCAGCACGUGGCGGCACGCGUCCCGUCUCAGAGACAACGCCUUCACGCGCACCCUGCGGCGGGGUCGCCACCCGCCUCCGCCCGCGCACCGAGGCGACGCCGAGCUGGGCUCGCCCGACCACAGCGCGGACCACCACGACGACGACAAGGCUUUACGGCGGGAAGAGUUCGAGAGCAACCUGCUGGAGAUGGGCCUGGAGCUGGAGCGAGACGAGGAGACCAAGACUCCAGGAGUGGGCUUUGUGAAGAUUCAUGCUCCGUGGAACGUGCUCUGCCGCGAGGCUGAGUUCAUGAAACUGAAGAUGCCUACCAAAAAAGUGUAUGAAGUCAAACACAGCAGCGGCGUCAUGGAAAAGAUCAACGCGUUCAUCAGCAAGCUCACAGAUCCUCUUCAUCCCAACCUAGAAGAGAACCGGAUACAGAACGUGAAGCACCUCUCGUACCCGUUCUCCAGAGAAAAGCAGCAUCUGUUUGAUUUGUCCGACAGAGAUUCCUUUUUCGACAGUAAAACAAGAAGUUCAUUAGUAUGUGAAGUUUUGAAGCGAACCAAGUGCACAAAAGCCAAAUUUAGCAUGGGAAUAACUAGCCUGCUUGGGAGCGGCGUUUAUCUGGCUGCCUAUCCACUACAUGAUGGUGAUGUAGAAGGGGAAAAUGCUGAACCAAAUGACAGGAAGCUGCUGUAUGAAGAGUGGGCCAGCUACAGUGUCUUCUAUAAGUACCAGCCCAUCGGCUUGAUCAGGAAGUACUUCGGGGAGAAGAUCGGCCUCUACUUCGCUUGGCUUGGGGUUUAUACCCAAAUGCUGAUCCCUGCUUCCUUAGUAGGCGUCAUUGUGUUCCUCUAUGGAUGUGUUACUGUUGAUGAUGACAUUCCCAGUAUGGAAAUCUGUGACCAGCGGAAGAACAUCACCAUGUGUCCGCUGUGUGACCGCGUGUGCAGUUACUGGAACCUGAGCAUCGCGUGUGGGACGGCCCGGGCCAGCCAUCUGUUUGAUAACCCCACCACCGUCUUCUUCUCCAUCUUCAUGGCACUGUGGGCGGCGUUCUUCAUGGAGCACUGGAAGAGGAGACAGAUGCGCCUCAACUACGAGUGGGAUCUCACCGGCUUUGAGGACGAGGAGGAAGCACUAAAGGAUCACCCGCGAGCCGAAUAUGAAUUCAGAGUCAUGCAAAAAACGUUGAAGAAAGACCACAAAUCACAGAAGCCAGAGAAAGAGAAGCUGACAUGUAGAGACAGAUUCCCUGCAUACAUGACAAACCUCAUCAUGAUGCUUUUAAUGAUCGGUGUGACUUUUGCUAUUGUGUUUGGUGUGAUUUUAUACCGGAUCUCCACCAAAGCCGCUCUCGCUAUGAGCUCAAACCCCAUGACCCGCUCCAACGUCAGGCUGACGGUUAAAACCACUGCGGCCAUCAUCAACCUGGUGGUCAUUCUCAUCCUGGAUGAAGUGUACGGGGCCGUGGCACGCUGGCUCACUGUCCUCGAGGUUCCUAAAACAGACAAGAGCUUUGAAGAAAGGUUGAUCUUCAAAACCUUCAUCCUGAAGUUUGUGAAUGCGUUCACUCCCAUCAUAUACAUCGCAUUUUUCAGAGGCAGACUCGGUGGGCGUCCAGGCAGUUAUCUCUACGUGUUUGAGUCCUAUCGCAUGGAGGAGUGCGCUCACGGCGGCUGUCUCAUGGAGCUCUGCAUCCAGCUCAGCAUCACAAUGCUGGGAAAACAGCUCAUCCAGAACAACUUGUUUGAGAUCGGCAUCCCUAAACUGAAGAAACUGAUCAGAUACAUUAAAUCCAAGAGAGGCUCUUACCAGGAACAGGAAAAUGAGAAGAAGUUGCAGCGUUAUGAGACGGAUUAUUUCCUGGAGCCCUUUGUUGGCCUCACGCCUGAGUACAUGGAGAUGAUAAUCCAGUUUGGCUUUGUGACUCUGUUUGUGGCAUCUUUCCCGCUGGCGCCUCUGUUUGCCCUCCUCAACAACAUCAUUGAAAUACGACUGGAUGCCAAGAAGUUCGUGGCAGAACUCAGAAGACCAGAUGCAGCCAGAGGCAAAGACAUCGGAAUCUGGUAUAAUAUUCUCAGAGGAGUCGCAAAAGUGGCAGUUAUUGUCAAUGCAUUUGUGAUCUCCUUCACUUCAGACUUCAUUCCACGGCUGGUCUAUCAGUACAUGUACAGUCCAGAUGGCUCGAUGCACGGCUUUGUCAAUCACACGCUGUCUUACUUCAACGUCAGUCACUUCCAGAACGGCACCGCCCCAUUGGAGCCGUUCCACCUGGGCUUCCGUGUGGACAUCUGCAGGUAUAAAGACUACAGAGAGCCUCCAUGGUCUCCAACACCGUACGAGAUCUCUAAGGAGUUCUGGGCUGUGUUGGCAGCCAGACUAGCAUUUGUCAUUGUCUUUCAGAAUGUGGUGAUGUUGAUGAGUGAUGUUGUGGACUGGAUCAUCCCAGAUAUUCCCAAAGACAUCAGCUUGCAGAUCCAUAAGGAGAAGAUCCUCAUGAUGGAUCUGUUCAUGAAGGAGGAGAAGGGAAAAACACGGACGGAGGACAGCGUGACGAGUAAGGAGACGCGUCACAGUCCUCUAAUGCGCUCACGCUCCAUAUCGCACACGCCCUGCAAAAACUACUGACGUCAGCAGCCUCAGAGUCUCUACCCUUACAUUCCACUGAUGAAGACGUGCCGUUAGGUCUAAAGUAAAGCCUGUGACCAGUGCACACUGCCUUUGCCUUCAUAUUGUACAGUUCUUCACACUGAUUUGUGUGCUCAACGCUUCUUUUUAUCAUAUUCAUUUUCCUCAGUUUUUCUCUUUCAAUGAAUGUGCCACAGCAGCCAUGAACUUUACUAAUGACAACAACCCAGCUAACAAAAUAUGUUCUAAGAACGUUCCCAUUAAGUUAGGAAAACGUUAUUUCGGAAUGUUCUCUCAACAUUCAAAAUGUCCAGUUUUUUCCAUUUUCUCAUUCUUCAAACAUUAUGGCAACGUUACUUUUGAAUGUUCUGAAACAAAUAGUAACAUUAAAAAACAUUAGUUGCACGUCCAACUAAAACGUUUCAGAAAAAAUUCCACGACUGAUGUAUAAAUAAUGUUUUUGUGCUAACAUUUUGAGAACAUUAUUAAAGAGCAGAUCACUUUAAACGAACAUUCUAUUAAUGUUACUGGAAUAACGUUUGUUCAUAACUUUGAGAGAACCUUGCCAGAACGUUAAAGUUCUGAGAACGUUCCCUGUUGCCUGGGAAAGUGCUAAGGCCCAAAACAUACUCUACGCAAGCAUGUGAACAAAAACAUUUCUGGCUACGUGAGCUUGGUUUUGUGCAUCUUUGCGUCAGAGUAUGAUUCAUAAUGUAGCAGGUGGCGGACAUCAGCGUAAAGCAGUUUACCUGCCUGUAAUAUUCAAGUAGUCCUAUGAAAUAAAAACAAACAUUGUAAAUCUAUCGCCCAUAUGAGUCCUGAGGUUUUUAGCACCUAUUAUCAUAGAUUGAUACCAAGCUCAAAUGUUAAAGUAUGUAAGGUACGAAACCACAUGCUUGCAACACGUUGGCCAAGCAUUCACUUUUACAUACUUGAGUAUGUUUCUAGCCUAUGAAUAAUUAUUAUUCCUACUAAUUGAUUCUUUAAACAAAUUACAUAUGUAAAUAUCUUAACCAUCACAUUAAAUCAAAUUGAACUGUUUUUAUACAUUGAUGAAAUGCUCAUAGGCAUUAAAAACCUCCAUCGAAUUAACAAUUUACCAGUUUGACCAUAAAAAGGGCUGCUAGAUAUUUUGAUUGAAAUGUGAUAUUUAAUUUAGUUUAUUUCAACCCUUAAGGUUUCUGGUUGUUUUGUUUGCAGUUUCAUGUGAUUGAAAAUAUCUCCAAUCCUUAUUUAAUGACAAAGCCUAAAUAUGGGAGAAAUCGUAAGGAUUUAUAGGAACUUUAUUAAUUUAAUGAACAUUUCAAUUAUUAGGACAAAUUGACAUCAAAACAUAAUCAGAGGUCACAAUGCAGUUAGAUCCUACGCUGAUCCUUAUAGAUAUUAAUUUUAAAUAUUUAUAUUAAUUUUUGGAUCGUCCAAGCUUAUUUUAAGUGGACGGCCUUUACUGAUUCUUCUGAAUGCGAGGCUCCCUGACAGAAGACACCGUCGUUGUGAUGAUUCUUUAAUUCUUUUAAUCUAACGUACCUCGGAAAUUCAUGUUUUCACAUUCGUUGUAUGAUGGUAUUUUUCUGAUGCCUUUAAUUCUUUUGUACAUUUGACGCUUUUCAUAUUUAAUGGUGCUUAAUAGCGUAUUCAUUAUCUGUACAUUGAGCAAGCAUUAACUUUGUGGAACAUUAUUCACAUCGUGUUCAUAGAGUGUAACAGACUUGAAAACCAUAAAUUCCAUGAUAGGUCCAGUAAUGUUUUAGCUUUUAUACAGAAUCAUUUAGAAAGUCACAUAGACUGUUAGAUUUUUAACACAUCUGUAUACUGAGGUUUCUGGGUUUGAUCAACAUUUACUUUUGCACCAAAUGGAUUGUACAGUAAAAGCAAACACAGCUCAACCUCACGAGGAACCACAUAAAGACACAAACUAACUUUCAAGCUCCAAAGAUAAACCAUUUCUGUGCUGUUAUAUUUAUAUGGUCUUAAAUAUAAAGCAGAACAGUCAUAUUGUUUUUUUAAGUAUGAUGUUUAUUAUUUACUGCCUUACAUGUCUACUAAAUUAACGCAUAUAAAUUAUAUCUUGUUUGCUUGCCUUAAACCAGAAACACAAUGUUCUUUAGUGAUUUGUGUAGCUGUGUACUGUAAUGUAUGACUUCAAAGAAAUAAAGUCUACUUCAGUUGUCAAA
Messenger RNA from Megalobrama amblycephala (Wuchang bream), 5927 nucleotides. RefSeq names its product anoctamin-1. Gene Ontology annotation, cellular component: plasma membrane. NCBI's taxonomy places the organism in Eukaryota, Metazoa, Chordata, Actinopteri, Cypriniformes, Xenocyprididae. Bases 937 to 3753 code for a protein of 938 amino acids. Gene Ontology annotation, molecular function: protein dimerization activity; chloride channel activity. The record is from RefSeq and is a predicted model, not a curated record. Gene Ontology annotation, biological process: chloride transmembrane transport. The transcript is spliced from 26 exons.